Ipomoea nil (Japanese morning glory) is the source of this 1399-nucleotide messenger RNA. RefSeq lists its product as uncharacterized. The record is from RefSeq and is a predicted model, not a curated record. The transcript has a single exon. NCBI's taxonomy places the organism in Eukaryota, Viridiplantae, Streptophyta, Magnoliopsida, Solanales, Convolvulaceae. Bases 14 to 1354 code for a protein of 446 amino acids. Gene Ontology annotation, molecular function: protein binding.
UUUAACUAUUCUCAUGAGUCCCCUACUUUCUGCAAUUCACUUGCUCUUCACCAUUCCGUCUUAUCCCAAAAUGCCGUCCUCACUCUCUACCUCAUCCGAGAAGAAUGAUUACCUCGCCGCCGUUCUCGGCGCUGCCCGCCCUUUCCUCCGAGGGGAGCUUGAGAACGUUGAUGAGAAGCUACCCUCUCUAGUCGCCGUCCUGCGCUCCGUUGGCGCCGGGGAAUGCUGGCAUAAGCACGGGAGUUUCCUCGAACACCUGAUGGACAUUUACCGGAUACUCAAGCUAUGGAAGGCCCCGGAUUCCGUCUGCCUCUGCGGCCUCUUCCACUCCGCCUACUCUAACUCCUACGUCAACCUCGCCAUCUUCGACCCCUCCACCGGCCGCGACACCGUACGCGCCCACGUCGGAGACGCCGCCGAGCGCCUGAUUCAUCUCUUCUGCGUCGUUCCCCGCCAGCCCCUCAUCCACGACGACCUCCUGUUCAAGUACACCGAUUCGGAAAUCACACAGCACCUCGCGCUCUCCCACGCCUCCCUGAAGAACGCCAAGGAAAAGGGGGUGUUUAACGAGGACGAGACGUGGAGGAAGAAACUCCAGUCGGUCUUACCGGCGAGCGGGAUCACAGUGAAGCACAUCAAGACGGGCGAAAACAUCGCCAUAUCGAGGAGAAUCGUCGCGAUUUUCCUCCUAAUGACCAUGGCGGAUUUCAGCGACCAGCUGUUCGGGUUUCAGGACGGGUUGUUCGAGAACUCCAACGGCCGGCUCGAAUUCUCCGGCAACGACGUGCAGUCAGGUUUAUGGCCCGGCGACGGAAAACCCGGCCUGUGGGUGAAUUCAGUGUCACGAAUGGGCGGAAUCUACCAAUUGAUAGCCCGAGAAGAAGAGAUUUACACGGAACAAAGGAGAAGAGAAACCGGAAUAUCGUUUGAAUCGGAGAGAGACGAAGAAAUCGAGCUUGUGAUUCCACCGGUGUUCGAUUUCUGCACCAGAAUUGUGGACGCCGGGGAUCAGAUAUCGGGACGGGAUCUAUACUGGGAGGCAGUUUGUGAAGGGGCGAAGAAGGGAAUGGAUUGGGCGGAGGAGAGGCUGAGGAAGAGCAUUGAGAAGAACCCAUUUGUGGGUGAGGCCCAUGUAGUAUUGGGCCAGAUUUAUUUGGGCCAGGGGAGAUUUGAGGAGGGGAAGAAGGAGGCUGAAAAUGGGCUGACUCUCAUAUUGGAGUGGGGGAGCCCAUGGGAUAAGAGGAUGUCUUGGGAGGGUUGGGUUUCUUGGGCCAGAGUGUUGGUCAUGAAGGCCCAACAAAAGUCUUGGCCGCAAAAUGCUUGGGGCAUCCUUAACUUGGGCCUUGUUAGGUAGUAUGAGUAAUAUGCUCUUGUAUGAAUAAAUUACUCCUUUUGGAUC